Molecule: messenger RNA, 407 nt
Organism: Lemur catta (Ring-tailed lemur)
Lineage: Eukaryota; Metazoa; Chordata; Mammalia; Primates; Lemuridae
Product: UPF0686 protein C11orf1-like
Exons: 2
Coding region: 42-407 (121 amino acids)
Cellular component (GO): nucleus
Source: RefSeq, a predicted model, not a curated record
UCUUGCAUGUUCCUAACACGGAAGAUUUUGUACCUACCUUCAUGUCCGAAAUGGCUGCAUCCCGUUGUCUCUGCUGCUCAGAAUUUUUCCAGAGACAGAACCUUGCCUGUUUCCUCACAAACCCACACUAUGGCAGCCUGAUUAAUGCAGAUGGCCAUGGAGAAGUGUGGACCGAUUUCAAUGAUAUGUCCAAGUUUUUUCAGUAUGGAUGGAGAUGCACCACUAAUGAGAAUUCCUACUCUAACCGUACCCUGAUGGGCAACUGGAACCAAGAAAGAUAUGACCUAAGGAAUAUUGUGCAGCCCAAACCCUUGCCUUCCCAAGGUUUAAGCGAGAACCUCACUGGUUCCCAGGACAUCAACCUGAACUGGAUCCUCCUCGAUGCAAAUGCACAGAAAAGCAUAUGA